GUCAGUGGGAUCAUGAACAGUGUAAGAAAUUCACUAAAAUCGGUUCAGUAGAACCCACGCAUAAAAAAACCCAAGACCCAGGAUAAUCAUGUUCCUAGAACUGGGUUUGAGAUUGACAGACGAGAAGAGUCCAUGGUCACGAAUAACUAUUAAAAACUCGAAACAAAUGGAGCAGCAAACUGAAAAAGCGGACAGGGACACUGCAACCGUUUCGCCGGCGGCUACAAACGGGAACAAGAGUGACACAGGGAAGGUAAUAAAGGAAGAGGUGAAGAAGCAGUUUUGGCUCUCUGCUCCACUCAUCGGCGUGAGCCUCCUCCAAUACUCUCUCCAAGUCAUCUCGGUCAUGUUCGUUGGCCAUCUCGGCUCACUUCCUCUCUCUGCUGCCUCCAUCGCCACCUCCUUCGCCUCCGUCACCGGCUUCACUUUCCUGAUGGGCACAGCUAGUGCGUUGGAAACACUUUGUGGCCAAUCGUACGGAGCAAAGAUGUACGGGAAGCUAGGCAUCUACAUGCAGAGAGCCAUGUUUGUUCUCCUCAUACUCUCCAUUCCUCUCUCCGUCGUUUGGGCUUACACUGAGAACAUCCUUGUCUUCGUCCACCAAGACAAAUCCAUCGCCAGCCUUGCAGGCUCGUACGCUUGGUACAUGAUCCCAAGCAUCUUCGCUUACGCGCUUCUUCAGUGCCUAAACAGGUUCUUGCAAACGCAAAACAAUGUCUUCCCUGUUUUUGUAUCCUCUGGAAUCACUGCCUGUCUUCACGUGCUUCUCUGUUGGGUCUUGGUCUUGAAGUCUGGUCUAGGACACAAGGGAGCUGCUCUUGCUAUCUCUGUCUCUUACUGGUUCAACGUCAUUCUUCUCUCGUGUUACGUCAAGUUCUCAGCUUCUUGCUCUCAAACAUGGACCGGUUUCUCCAAAGAGUCUCUCAGCCAGAUCCCUGCUUUUAUGAGGCUUGGCUUUCCUUCCGCGGUUAUGGUCUGCUUAGAGCUAUGGUCGUUCGAGCUUUUGGUUCUCUUAUCUGGCCUCCUUCCUAAUCCUGUUUUAGAAACUUCAACCCUUUCAAUCUGCCUUAAUACGUCACUAACACUCUGGAUGGUACCGGUUGGCCUUGGUGGCACUGCAAGCACGAGAAUCUCGAAUGAGCUAGGAGCAGGGAAUCCUAAAGGGGCAAAGCUGGCUGUACGUGUUGUUGUAGCUAUAGUAAUCGUUGAGGGUCUUAUGAUGGGAUCAAUUCUGUUAGGUGUACGUAACAAAUUGGGAUAUGCUUUCAGCAGCGAUCCUAAUGUCAUCAAGUACGUUGCAUCUAUGAUACCUAUUGUCGUCGCUGGCAACUUCCUUGAUGGAUUCCAAUGCGUUCUCUCAGGAGUUGCUAGAGGGUGUGGAUGGCAGAAGAUUGGUGCUUGUGUGAAUCUCGGCUCAUAUUAUCUAGUUGGAGUUCCCUUGGGAUUAUUACUAGGUUUCCAUUUACAUCUCGGUGGUCGGGGCCUUUGGCUGGGAAUUGUAAUGGCUUUAGUUGUUCAAGUCCUGUCUCUUUCCAUCAUCACUUUAGUUACAAACUGGGAUAAAGAGGCCAAGAAAGCUAAAGACAGGCUCGAAUCUUCGGAUAAUGAUGAGGUUAAUGAACGUUAAAGAGUAAUGGCUCAGAAAAUGCUUCGAGCUCUCUGCAUCGUCCUGUUUCAAAAUUGUAUCUUCUCGGUGAGGUUGAAGCUUUCCCACUGCGUUUGGUAAUGCAAGUUUUCAUGAUUGAAACUUAUACUGGGUCGAGUGUAAAUUGUUGGCAACAAUUGAACCUGCAUUGUUAAAUAUACCGGUGAAUGGCGAAAUAAAUAAAUAUUGUUACGAAAGUAAAAA
This is a messenger RNA of Brassica napus (rape), 1849 nucleotides long. Its product is annotated as protein DETOXIFICATION 17. Gene Ontology annotation, biological process: xenobiotic detoxification by transmembrane export across the plasma membrane. The transcript is spliced from 9 exons. Gene Ontology annotation, molecular function: xenobiotic transmembrane transporter activity; antiporter activity. The record is from RefSeq and is a predicted model, not a curated record. NCBI's taxonomy places the organism in Eukaryota, Viridiplantae, Streptophyta, Magnoliopsida, Brassicales, Brassicaceae. Gene Ontology annotation, cellular component: membrane. Bases 89 to 1627 code for a protein of 512 amino acids.